This is a messenger RNA of Cladophialophora immunda, 957 nucleotides long. RefSeq lists its product as uncharacterized. Lineage: Eukaryota; Fungi; Ascomycota; Eurotiomycetes; Chaetothyriales; Herpotrichiellaceae. Gene Ontology annotation, cellular component: cytoplasm; mitochondrion; membrane. The record is from RefSeq and is a predicted model, not a curated record. Bases 166 to 687 code for a protein of 173 amino acids. The transcript is spliced from 4 exons.
CGCAUUGCAAACCCUGGAAAACAGGUCUCCCAGAUUGCCCCCAACAUCGGUAUUUCAAUCUGCUCUCAUAUGGCCUGAGCCAAGUCCAAGAAUUAGCGGCACAAUACUAUGCUAUUUGACUGAUUUAUCUGAGGAAUCUCGUAUAUCAAAGCGGAGGAAGGAAAGAUGCCGAUACGCUGGUAUCAAGCAAAGCUGGCAAAGCGGCCACUGUUGACCCAAUCCGUUACCACCGCUGUACUAUUUGCUGCGGGCGACACUCUUGCCCAGCAGGCCGUGGAGCGGAAAGGACUCAAAAACCAUGACGGCGCUCGGACAGCUCGAAUGUGCUUGUAUGGCGGCUGUGUGUUCGGUCCAGCAGCGACCAAAUGGUAUGGCUUUCUGCAGAAGAACAUCAACCUUCAAUCACAUAACAUGACGAUAUUGGCGCGAGUUGCUGCGGAUCAAACGAUCUUUGCCACAUGCAAUCUCGCCCUCUUCCUCUCGAGCAUGUCGGUAUUGGAGGGAAGUGAUCCUAAGGAGAAGCUCGCCAAGAGUUACCUUCCAGGGCUCAAGGCCAACUGGGCAAUAUGGCCGGCAGUUCAGGCUGUGAACUUCAAGUUGGUGCCUCUUGAGCAUAGGGUCCUGGUCGUGAAUGUUGUGAGUCUGGGCUGGAACUGCUUUUUGAGCUAUCUCAAUAGCUCGAAAUGAGUGUAGCAUAGCGAGGUAUGCAUGGAGGGCUGGCCUUCUGAUCUAGCAUUUCUAGCAUCCCUGGGAUCUGCAUGACAGCACGAUUAGAGACGUAGCAUCUGUGAGCAGAGUUCACCAACUAUAUUUGACAAGGAAACCACAUAGCACACGAAGAAGUCGAGAGAGAAAGAGGAUGGGAGGAAGAGAGCAAUUGAGAGCCGAGAGGAACCGGGGCGUGUGCUUGUGUCACGAAGGAAGCUAAGCCGCAUUUGGAGUCUGCGGAUUUUAUUU